CAUGAUGAGCAGGCUUCAAAGCCUCAGCACCCUACCAAUGUGCUCGUGAACCAGGAAGAGGGGAAUGCCCGAGAGGGUGACUAUGAUAUGGAGACGGUCGAACGUGUGUAUCGAAAGAUUGAUCUCCGUAUCAUUCCUGCUUUUUGGAUCCUCUACUUCCUCUGUUCAGCCAUCAGAUCCAACAUUGGAAUUGCUCAGACCAUGAACAAGGACAAAGGUCAUGACCUCAUGACUAUGCUUGGGUUGACUCCUAAGGAUACUUCGACUGCUCUCGCACUGUUCUACGUCGCCUAUGUCAUCUUCGACUUCCCCUCCAACCUGGUCAUGAGCAAGCUCAGCCCCCGUCUUUGGAUGGCCCGUAUUGUCUUUGCUACUGGCGUCGUCGGUACCUGCUUCGCUGCUGUCCAAGAUCCCUGGAGCGUCAAGCUUCUUCGAUUCUUGCUCGGAGCUGUUAUUGCAGGCAUGUGGCCCGGCAUGGCUUUCUACCUCACUCUCUUCUAUCCUCCUUCGCGAACCGGAAAGAGAAUCGGCAUGUACUUUACUGCCGCUCAGGUCUCUGCCGCCGUGGUUGGCCUUGUGUCUGCGGGCUUCCAGCUUAUGGACGGCAGUGGUGGUCUUGUCGGUUUCCGAUGGAUGUUCCUCAUCUACGGUCUUGUCGCAGUUGUCUUGAGUUUCAUCCUUCUCUGGUGGCUCCCUGAUCGUCCUCUUGCGCCUGGUCAGACUAGACCUCGGACCGGCAUCUUCAAGUGGCUGCCUCCUUCUCCCGAGGUACUCAAGGGCCAGGAUGCCAUUAUCCACUACCACGACCUUCGCCGCGUCUACCACUCUCGUCCCUGGACUGCAAAGGACCUCCUCCACGUCCUCGUUGACUGGCGACUCUGGCCUCUGACCAUGAUGUACUUUGGUGUCGUCGGAGUUGGUAUCGGUACUCAACUGUAUGGCUCUGUCAUCAUUGCCUCCAUUCAGCCUGGCUCUAGUGGUGUCAAAGUGAGCUUGCUUUUUGCCCCUAUCUGGAUCAUGGAUCUUAUUGCAAUCCUCAUCGUCACCCCCAUCUCGGACCGCUUCCAUCGAUCUCGCCCAUACUUUUUCGCGGCGUCCGCUUGCAUCCAGAUCGCUGGCCUUCUCACUGUCACUCUGGCCACCAACAAUGGUUGGGCUCGAUACGGUGGUCUUCUCAUGGUCGGCUUUGGCCUCGGUCCUACUGUUCCCAUCUGCAUGGCCUGGAGCUCCGAGAUUUUCCAGAAGCGCCAUGGCGAAGUUGGAGUUGCCGCCGCGACCGCUCUUGUUUCUGGCCUGGGCAACCUAGGAAGUGUUGUCACCACCUAUGCUCUCUACACUGGUUGGCCCGAAGACGCUGCUCCUGGACCUCACCAGUACCGCAAGAGCAACUACACUAUGAUUGGAAUUCUAUGCAUGAGCAUCCUCAGCGCCUUUGUCAUGAAGACUCUCCUCACUAUUUUCGGCAACCCACCCAGCACCAAGCUUCAGGACGACUCGUCUAGUGAGUUUGACGAUGGGGCGGCUCGACGUGAGGCCAACGAGCGUGGAUUUGGCUCUCUUCCCUGGAAGAAAGCCAAUCGUGCUUAAUCCUCUUCAACAACAAGAGGAGUCGUUCGUCCGAACUUGAUCUUCAACUGUCGCCUCCGGCCAACGAUCAAUUCACUUCUCUACGGCAUGUAUUUCAACCUACGUGCUAGCUAUUUUCCACGUAGCAUCUCUCUUACUGAGUAUGCUUUUACGACAUCCACUUCACUAUUUCGCCAUGGUAAAGGCUCAGUCGCUGAACCUCUGGGACGCCGCUAUAUCUCAAUGCUUGACCUCUUCUGCGGGUCAUUCAUAGCGACGGCCUCAACAGCAACAUGUUUGGUGGAGGACCCUCCGACCUUGCAAUGGACGUGGUGACAAUGCUUCAGCGCUAUUACCUCGUCCUCCGCUAGGCCGGACCCUUCCCGAGCAUCCACGCCUUGCCAGUAUUAUCGUGCUUUCUCUUUUGCUUCGGCAUUGAUUUCACGCAUUGUUUUGCUCUUUAUGAUACCCCAUCAGCGUUUGUACACGCUGUCCUACGAGUUUCAUGUCCCCUCGGCAGCGAAAGUGCUUCUACGCCAUCGCUUUGCGGAUAGUGUGUUGAACCAGGACCCGCGGCGACAAUGCUACUGCGCUAUCGUUUAGCGGGCUCUGUGGGCGUUUAAACGUGUUGAUUUUUUGGAGGAUGGAAAAAGGGAAUGUGGCCGUUACGGGCCAGGUGUGUUUGGGAGAUAGCAUACAUCUGUCGUAUUGUUCAAGACUAGAGUAGAGCUUGUAUAAGACAUGUUGCUCCCGU
This is a messenger RNA of Fusarium vanettenii 77-13-4, 2320 nucleotides long. RefSeq lists its product as uncharacterized. The record is from RefSeq and is a predicted model, not a curated record. Gene Ontology annotation, molecular function: biotin transmembrane transporter activity; solute:proton symporter activity; dethiobiotin transmembrane transporter activity. The transcript is spliced from 3 exons. Gene Ontology annotation, cellular component: membrane. The coding region runs from base 88 to 1587 and encodes 499 amino acids. Gene Ontology annotation, biological process: biotin import across plasma membrane. Lineage: Eukaryota; Fungi; Ascomycota; Sordariomycetes; Hypocreales; Nectriaceae.